GUUCUGCCCAAAAAUCUUGAAAAAACCUACCCAAGUCCUAACAUGUUUCGUAAAUUUCAUCUUUACAUGUUUCAACCAAAAAAAAAAUAGUGUAUAUUUCUGGGCUUCGUUGUCAAAUUGACCAAAAAGGGUGUAUCGAUUACAUCUUGAUACUUCCGAUUCAAAUCCUUUCACAAACCCCAAUUUUCAUCCCCUUUAUUCUUCAAAAACCCAAAAUCCUGGCUUGUGUUUCAUCUGCUUCAAAUCAAUCGCCUAUCAGAGAUUGAAAGCCCUAAAAUUCGUAUAAAGCAACUGUCUUUUCUUCCAGUUAUUUUAUAUUAGGUUUUGAGAUUCUGAUUAUUCAAUGGGAAAUGUGUUUGUGAAGAAACCGAAGAUCACUGAAGUUGAUCGAGCGAUUUUAUCUCUCAAAACCCAGAGGCGUAAGCUUGCUCAAUAUCAACAACAGCUUGAAAAAGUUAUCGAAGCUGAAAAGCAAGCCGCAAAAGAUUUGCUUCGUGACAAGAAGAAAGAAAGGGCAUUGUUGGCAUUAAGAAAGAAGAAAGUACAAGAAGAUCUAUUAAAACAAGUUGAUGCAUGGCUAGUUAACGUUGAGCAACAAUUGGCAGAUAUUGAACUAGCAAGCAAGCAGAAAGCCGUGUUUGAGAGUUUGAAAGCCGGUAAUAAUGCAAUGAAGGCGAUCCAAGGUGAAAUUAACCUCGAUGAUGUUCAAAAACUGAUGGAUGAUACAGCUGAAGCCAAAGCAUACCAAGAUGAAAUCAAUGCAAUCUUGGGAGAGAAGCUGUCAGCCGAAGAUGAAGAGGAUAUAUUAGCAGAAUUUGAAAACCUUGAAGCUCAGAUGACAAUUCAAGAUCUGCCAGAAGCUCCUGUUUCCACAAAAGAUGAAGAGAAGUUGGAUCUACCUGAUGUACCAACAAAAGCACCUGAGAUUGUUGCUGAUAAAUCUCAAGCUGUGAAAACAAAAGUUAUGGAGGAGCCUCUACCCGCAUAACGCGUUGACCGACAUUGACCUCCGGAAUACUCGAUGAUAAUUGAUGGCAUUUGAUACAGUUUAUCUACAGUCUUUUUAUCAUGAUCAUGAUCUUGACAUGUGAUCGUAGUCAUUUUUACUUGUGUUUAUUUGAAUGGAUCUUGUUGCAGGAUUGCAUUUUAAGAAAACUGUACAGUUUUUUUUCUGUGUAUUUGUAUGAAACAUAAAAGUUAAAAACUGAAUAAACUUUAUUUGCUUAAAA
Messenger RNA from Helianthus annuus (common sunflower), 1229 nucleotides. Its product is annotated as vacuolar protein sorting-associated protein 20 homolog 2. The record is from RefSeq and is a predicted model, not a curated record. The coding region runs from base 344 to 988 and encodes 214 amino acids. Lineage: Eukaryota; Viridiplantae; Streptophyta; Magnoliopsida; Asterales; Asteraceae. The transcript has 6 exons. Gene Ontology annotation, biological process: vesicle budding from membrane; late endosome to vacuole transport via multivesicular body sorting pathway. Gene Ontology annotation, cellular component: ESCRT III complex; multivesicular body.